UUGGUGUUUUUGAAAUAAAACGUAUGGUUCAAGUAGAAAAAUUUUAAAUUAGUUUGAAUACCAAUUUAAUAUGAAUGUGAGUGUAUAUUAUUAUUACCGGAAUAGUUUUCACAAUGGAUCACACUGACAAAAAAAAUAGACAAUUUGAAGCAACUUUUGUAGUGAUAGGUGGUGGUAUAGCUGGUAUUAGUUGUGUUGAAACAUUGAAAUUGUACACUACAGAGUCCGUGCUUUUAAUUUCGGAGUCUCCAACAGUUAAAGUGGUUACUGAUGUAAAAUUCUACACAAAAAUAGCAGCUGGUUUCAAUGUUGAAGAUCAAAACCUUCAUUGCUUCAAGAAUACAGAAUACAUAAUAGACAAAAUAAUAGCAAUCAACUCAACAGAACAAACUAUUGAAACUCUAAACGGUCGUGAGAUUAAGUAUAAAAAAUUAUGUCUGUGCACAGGUGCUGUUCCAAAGUUAUUGGCUGAUAAGGAUUAUGUUAUUGGAUUGCGUGAUACGCACUCCGUUGAGUAUUUUCAAAAAGUCCUUGGUCGAGCCAAGAGAGUAUUGAUUGUUGGUAAUGGUGGCAUUGCCACUGAUUUGGUGCACAAGUUGAAUGAUAUAGAAAUUAUUUGGAUUAUAAGAGAUGAACAUAUAAGUUCACAUUUUCUGGACGCUGGAGCUGCAGAAUUUUUUGGUAACUAUUUAAAUAUUCUACAAACGAGUGACAAAAUAAUGAAAAGAUUUAGGUAUCGAGGAGAAACUAGUUCUGGAGCUGCACUAGGCCCUGACUGGCAUUGCGGUGCAAUGUUUGGAAACAGUGACAGAAAGAAUGUUGUUAUCGAAUACAAGACUGAAAUAAAAAACAUUUCUAAAAAUUCCCUGGACAAUGACCUGGUAAAAGUAGAGUUAGAAAAUGGCAAAAUAUACGAAUGUGAUUUCAUUGUAUCAGCUACUGGAGUGAUACCUAACAACACUUUUGAAAUUAAAGAUGGUCAAUAUUUUGACAUUGCCAACGAUGGUGGUAUUAAAGUCGAUUGGAAAAUGGAAACAAAUUUGUCCAAUAUUUAUGCAGCUGGUGAUGUGUGUACUGUUAACUGGACUUCAAAACAUUGGUUUCAAAUGAGGCUCUGGACUCAAGCGAGACAAAUGGGGAUGUAUGCUGCCAAGUGCAUGCAUUCUAUGUAUGCAAAUGAAAAAUUAUUACAAGAUUUUUGUUUUGAACUGUUUACACAUGUAACUUCAUUUUUUGGAUUUAAAGUCAUAUUAUUAGGUUUAUUUAAUGCUCAAGGACUAGACAAAAAACAUUGUGAGCUAUUAGUCCGUGUAACAGAAGGUCAAGAAUAUGUUAAAUUAGUAAUAUCAAAUGGAAGAGUUGUGGGAGCUAUGCUAAUUGGCGAUUCUGAUCUUGAAGAAAUGUGUGAAAACCUAAUAUUGAACCAAAUUGAUGUAACUAAUUUAAUGGACGAUUUGUUGGAUCCUAACAUUGAUAUAGAAGACUAUUUUGAUUAGAGUCAAAAUUAUUUAUUUGAAUUUAAAAAAAUACAUAAUAUAUUUACAAGUGAACAAU
Messenger RNA from Sipha flava (yellow sugarcane aphid), 1554 nucleotides. RefSeq names its product pyridine nucleotide-disulfide oxidoreductase domain-containing protein 1 (gene Pyroxd1). The record is from RefSeq and is a predicted model, not a curated record. Lineage: Eukaryota; Metazoa; Arthropoda; Insecta; Hemiptera; Aphididae. The transcript has a single exon. Gene Ontology annotation, molecular function: oxidoreductase activity; flavin adenine dinucleotide binding. Bases 114 to 1496 code for a protein of 460 amino acids.